Canis lupus familiaris (dog) is the source of this 559-nucleotide messenger RNA. Its product is annotated as synaptosomal-associated protein 47-like. Lineage: Eukaryota; Metazoa; Chordata; Mammalia; Carnivora; Canidae. Gene Ontology annotation, molecular function: syntaxin binding; SNAP receptor activity. The record is from RefSeq and is a predicted model, not a curated record. Gene Ontology annotation, cellular component: plasma membrane; SNARE complex. Gene Ontology annotation, biological process: synaptic vesicle fusion to presynaptic active zone membrane; synaptic vesicle priming; exocytosis. The transcript is spliced from 4 exons. The coding region runs from base 31 to 291 and encodes 86 amino acids.
GCUCAGUCCUGGCAGGCGGCGUCUGGACUGAUGGACCGUGCCAUGCCCCACGAGCCCUGCUCAGGGAGCCAGGAGGGCCCGUCACUUCAGCUGCAGAGGAGCGAGCCGCUCGUCUCUGAGGGGGACGCCCAGGAACUGAGACAGAUCCUGAGGAAGCUGAAGAGUCUCGCACUGGACACUGAGACGGAGCUGGAGAGGCAGGAUGACGUCCUGGACGGCAUCACCGCAGCCAUUGACCGGACCACCUUAACCAUUGACAAGCAUAACCAACGUACGAAGAAACUGACCUAGGACUGGAAAGCAGAGAGGUGUAAAAGGGCAAUUUAAAACUCUGUGAAAGAAAUGUGCUGAUUUUUGAAUCUGCCUCACCUCUGUGGGCUGCUCUGCAUGGGCCCCUCUCAUGUCACUUCGUUCCAUUCUUCUCUGGAAGACGGGCCUAUGUCUUUUGCUUUACUGUGACCUCCAGUACGUCUGUAGGUCUUUCUGUGAACACCUAGAAUAUUCUUGUCCAGUUUGUAGCCAAGUGUGAAAAUAAUACAUACUGCACCUCUUUUAAAAA